CAGUGGGCGUUGCAAGAGGUUAUUUAAGAAGCUGGCCAGGCCUCGGCUUGGUCUUCGUGUUGUGGAUCUGGACAGAGGUCACGAGUCUCUCCGUGUCUUUUUACUGAAGGAUUCAGUCAGACUAAGGACCCGAAGUGGACACACACAGCAGCCAUGGCAGACAAAGACAUUAAGAAGUCCAAGAAAAAAAGUGCUACUGUCUGUGGCUACCCAAUAAGCAUCUUUUUCAUUGUGGUCAAUGAGUUCUGCGAGCGUUUCUCCUACUAUGGCAUGCGAGCUGUGCUGGUGCUGUACUUCAAGUACUUCCUGAGGUGGGACGAUGACUUUGCCACCACUAUCUACCAUACCUUUGUGGCUCUCUGCUACCUGACGCCCAUCCUGGGUGCCAUCGUGGCUGAUUCAUGGCUCGGCAAGUUCAAGACUAUUGUUUACCUGUCCAUCGUUUAUACGCUGGGACAGGUUGUCAUGGCAAUAAGUGCUAUCCAUGACAUGACGGAUGGAAACAAGGAUGGCACCCCCGACGACAUGACCAUCCACGUAGCUCUGUCCAUGGUGGGUCUGUUGCUCAUUGCCCUCGGUACAGGAGGCAUCAAACCCUGCGUGGCUGCCUUUGGUGGUGACCAGUUUCAAGACCAUCAGGAGAAGCAGCGAAGCACCUUCUUCUCCAUCUUCUACCUGUCCAUCAAUGCUGGCAGUCUGCUGUCCACUAUCAUCACCCCCAUCCUCAGAGCUCAGGAGUGUGGUAUUCACACCCAGCAGAAGUGCUACUCACUGGCCUUUGGUGUCCCCGCUGCUCUCAUGGUGGUUGCUCUGAUUGUGUUCAUUGUUGGAAGUGGUAUGUACACUAAGACCGCCCCUCAAGGCAACAUCUUGGUGAAAGUCUGCAAAUGCAUCGGGUUUGCUAUCAAGAACCGCUUUAGGCAUCGCAGCUCUGAAUACCCCAAGAGGACCCACUGGAUGGACUGGGCUGAGGAGAAAUACAACAAACUCCUGAUUGCCCAGGUGAAGAUGGUGGUGAGGGUGCUGUUCCUCUACAUCCCUCUGCCCAUGUUCUGGGCUCUCUUUGACCAGCAGGGCUCGAGAUGGACCCUCCAGGCGACCACCAUGGACGGUAAUUUUGGAAUUCUCACAAUCCAGCCUGAUCAGAUGCAGACUGUCAACCCUAUCUUGAUCCUGGUUUUUGUACCAGUAGUGGACAGUGUGAUCUACCCGCUGAUUGCCAAAUGCAAACUGAACUUUACUCCGUUAAAGAGGAUGACUGUGGGGAUGUUCCUCGCUGCUCUCGCGUUCAUCGCUGCUGCCCUGGUCCAGAUACAGAUUGAUAAAACCCUGCCUCAGUUCCCAUCGAGCACUGUAGGCCAAGCGAAGUUCAUCAACAUGAUUAACAGGCCGCUGGACGUCAAAGCUGGAACCAACGAGUUUACACUGCAGCCUUUCAGGGCCAAUGAGGAUUACCUAAACUUUGAUAAUAAAUUUGAACUGACGCUGGGGCCUAAUGCAACUUCCGAAAUCAGUUUAGAGAAUGGCAAUCGUAGUACCGGGGUCAUCGUUGAGAGUGGGUCCUCCUCCCAACCCACGCCUAUAUGGUUCACGGACAUGAAAUCAAAGCCGGAACAGGGCGCUAAUACUAUCAGAUUUUUGAAUGGUUUUGGCUCAGUUUUGAACGUAACAGCGGGUAACCUGGAUUUUGGGGUCAUCGACAAAAACGACAUGUCAAACUAUGUCGCGGUACCACAGGGACUUGCAAAGUUCCAGAUCAAGGAUGAUGCUGGUCAAUGUAACUACGAUUACAACCUGGGCUUUGGCAGCUCUAUCACCUUCAUCAUCCCCACAACCUUCACAUUUGGACCAGAUUGCGGCCUGAGCAUCCAUCCAGUGAUAGACAUCAAGCCUAACACCAUCCACAUGGCCUGGCAGAUUCCUCAGUACUUCCUCAUCACUGCAGGAGAGGUGAUCUUCUCUGUCACCGGCCUGGAGUUCGCCUACUCACAGGCACCCAGCAACAUGAAGUCUGUGCUGCAGGCUGGUUGGCUGUUAACCGUUGCUGUCGGUAACAUCAUUGUGCUCAUUGUCGCCGAGGCAGCGACGCUCUCAGAUCAGUGGGCCGAGUACAUCCUCUUCGCCUCUCUGCUGUUGGUAGUGUGCGUCGUCUUCGCCAUCAUGGCCCAUUUCUACACCUACAUCGACCCGACCAAGAUAGAAGCCCAGUUUGCCGAGAAGGAACCUGAAGACAAGGAGAAGAGGAAGAGUGUGGAGAUGACCAAGAAGGACUCGUUCGAGCACCGCAACGAGGACAGGAGGAGUUCUGACUCCAGCUCUGACGAGGAGGAAACCGCACAGUCCAAGAUCUAA
Messenger RNA from Perca fluviatilis (European perch), 2352 nucleotides. RefSeq names its product solute carrier family 15 member 1b (gene slc15a1b). Gene Ontology annotation, biological process: transmembrane transport; oligopeptide transport. The coding region runs from base 154 to 2352 and encodes 732 amino acids. The transcript has 23 exons. Gene Ontology annotation, molecular function: dipeptide transmembrane transporter activity. The record is from RefSeq and is a predicted model, not a curated record. Lineage: Eukaryota; Metazoa; Chordata; Actinopteri; Perciformes; Percidae. Gene Ontology annotation, cellular component: membrane.